Messenger RNA from Naegleria lovaniensis, 2343 nucleotides. RefSeq lists its product as uncharacterized. Bases 1 to 2343 code for a protein of 780 amino acids. The transcript has a single exon. Gene Ontology annotation, molecular function: glycosyltransferase activity. The record is from RefSeq and is a predicted model, not a curated record. NCBI's taxonomy places the organism in Eukaryota, Heterolobosea, Eutetramitea, Acrasida, Naegleriidae.
AUGAAACGCACCACCAACAGCACAAACAACUUCCGAGCACAAGACUCUGCGGAGGAUAAUGACAGGAUGCAUGCUUCGUGUCACCAUGGAGAGCAUCACGAUGAAGAGGAGAGUAAUCGAUUACUUCCAACACACACCAAGACUACACAAAAACUGCACUCUCCAUCCACAUCCUCUGCUUCAUCCAUUUUUCAUCACGCUUUCACCACUUCUACUAUACCUGCAGGAAUGACAGGAAGGACCUUGUCAACAACAACAAGUGCUACUGCUAGCACUACUAGUCAUAUAUCUGCUCAUUCAUCAUCCAACACUACUAGUAGUUGUCUUGAUGUUGUUACCGCUGAUGAAACAUCACGACGACAACAUCACGACAAUAUUGUCCUCUCACUCGAACAGGCCAUUGUCAACAACAAUGACGAUGAUGACGGCAACGACGAAGAACCUCUCCUCUCUCCAACUUCCUCUACUUCUUCCAUUUCUGGUGUAGAUUUAGUUUUGGAUGCUUGUUUGCAAUGUUGUAGUGGUUGUUGUGAUCAUCCUUCUUCAUUAUCAACUACUACCACCUCCAACUCUACCACUUGUUCUUCUUUCCUUCUCUCUUAUAUAUUCCUCAUCAUUCCUAAACAAUUUGUUUAUUUGAAAUAUCUUUUCGGAAAUACAAGUGGUGCCAGCACAUCUCCAAUGAUAACAGGACAUCAACAACGUUGUCAGUCCAUGUCCUCUUCCUCUUCCUCCUACUUUAAAGACAAACCACUGGCAUGGUGUAUGGUAGGCUCUCUCCUAUGCUUGCUUGUUUGGAGCGUUUAUCUCCUCAAAGUCAUGCGUGAAUUCCAUACUGAGGCACCACCCGGAGUGGCCUCCCUUAAAAAUGCAGCAACGAGAAAGCCUCAAAAACAACCCUUCACUAAUUAUGAUCAAUAUUAUUUACAGGAUGAUGGAAUGGAAUAUGAAAAAACAUCAUUACAGUCUCAUAGCGGAUUAUUUUGUACUCAUCACGUCAAGUCCGCCCAUUUCCGAAGUUGUCUUGUCUAUAAUCUAUGCUACCGAAAUGGAACCUAUUUAUAUUUUAAUAGUAAGGAUGUUACCACUCAUUAUCCUGUCGAGUUUGAUUUACAAGGUCUUGAAACUAAAAGACUGAAUGGCUUAUUUGAUUUGGUUUCACUCGAGGGAAGAACAAAAUCUGAAGAUGCGCAACGAGGUAAAUUAAUUGUUCAUGCUCUCUCUCAAUCCAUUCAAGAAUAUCAACAAGAACAUUCCAUAUCGAAUAUUCAUUGGGUUACAAAGAGAUCUGUCUUGUUGAAAAGACAUCGAUGUUCAAAUGCAGCUCAUUGUCUUUUUGAAACCAUUUAUCCUACUUUUGCAUUGUUGAAAGAAUUUUUUGAUAUUCAUCCCUUAAAGAAUAUUAAGAAAUUUGUGAAUAAUUAUUUAAUAUUUGCUGAGCAAGAGGAUGAAGAAUGUGAUUGUGAAAAAGACAUGCUCACUUGUGGUACUGAGGAGGGUGAGUCAAAAAAGAAACAAAAAUUGUGCAAAAAAUUUGUAACUCAGUAUGGCAAGAUUAUUUCAAAACAUUCAAACAAAUUAAUUCGAGAAUUUACAAAAGAACAUGAUUUGGUCUGUUGGAAAAGUGUUGUCAUGGGAGGUUCUUCCUAUGGAUUAUUCAAUGAUCACGGAUGGCACAAUGUUGGUGGAAUGGUUAAAGAAUUUAGAGAUUUCACAUAUGCCAGAUUUAGAACAGCAAUGAGAACUCCCAAACAAAUUCUCUUCCAAGAGAAAGUAUUGAAUGUUAGAAUUAAUGUCAAAACUGGUAUGAGAACCUAUUUGAGAAAUAUUUUGCAUGCAGACAAAUUGGUCGAGUUGGCUAAACGAGACUUUAAAACAUUUUAUCACAAAAAAUCGAAUACUGUCUUUAAAGUAGAUUUCCAAACGUUUGUAUUUGAUAACAUGACGAUAGAAGAGAAGGUUCAGUACAUGCAAGAUACAGAUGUAUUUAUUGCUCCUUUUGGAUCUGCAAGCUAUGAAUCAGUAUUUCUUUCUAGUGGUGCUGUGUUGUUUACUUUCCCUGAUGGAUUUCCACCAAACAGAAUCCAAAACCGAAUUACAGAUCACACACUAUUCCAUUCCUACAUGCACUACCAGAACAUUAUUUACCCUAUUGAAGCGUCAGAAUUGGAGUACGAGAAAGGAAUUGAUAUUGGGCAUUAUAGUUGGAGUUGGCAUAAGACUAGACUACUUAUUGCUCGUUCUUUAAAUAUGAGACUGGAUUAUUUAUUUGCAGUAUUGCCUUCGUACGCUAUGAAAGGCCAAUCCCGCAGCACAGUACCUCCAUUAAGUAGCGGUCGGUAA